This is a messenger RNA of Daldinia vernicosa, 3630 nucleotides long. RefSeq lists its product as uncharacterized. The transcript is spliced from 2 exons. NCBI's taxonomy places the organism in Eukaryota, Fungi, Ascomycota, Sordariomycetes, Xylariales, Hypoxylaceae. The record is from RefSeq and is a predicted model, not a curated record. The coding region runs from base 1 to 3630 and encodes 1209 amino acids. Gene Ontology annotation, molecular function: protein binding.
AUGGCUACCAAGGCACGUAAGGUUCCCCAAAACGAUUGGGACCGUCAUAAAGAGACAAUUCUAAACCUUUUUCUUACUCGUGAUCUCUCCAUUGACGAAUUAGUCCAAACCAUGGAUAGGGAUCAUAGGUUCUCUGCCACCGUUUCGCAAUAUGAAGCUCAAUUCAGAGCCUGGAACGCUCGCAAGAACCUGAAAGUCCACGAAUGGGAGGGGAUCUUCGAGAUAAUCGACCGCCUAUCAUCUCAGGAUAUUCAAUCCAGAGUUGUUAUUUCAGGUCACCCCGUGUCGGUGGACAGAGUUCAUCGGGCAAGACGCCACUGCAAUAGAGAAACCCGCCUUGGAAAGCGUCGCAGAGUAGAAACAGACCUGUCUGACGCGUCAGAUGGUCACAGGACCAGUGAUACCUUUAUCGAAGUUCAAAAUUCAAGCGGUGAAUGGUGUCAAUAUACAAGUUCAACACACCAGAGUGGCCCUGAUAGGACAGCUGAGUUCGUCAACCAAGAUCUGAUUGACAACGACGAGUUCAAUCAAUCUAGGCCUGUACAUGAUAACGACCCGGACCGCCAACAUCCCCAAAAUUUGCCGAGUGGUUCUCCAUGGUCAUUCUCGUUCCACACUCCCGAGUUUAUGUCUAAUGGUUGGUUAGAAUUUAACGAAGGCGAGAAUCCUGCAUAUCCCAUGGAUCCUCCGAUUGUUCCCGAACUACAAGUUACGCAGGCCAUAAUUCAGGACGAAUCCAAUGAAGAUAUCAUUUCUCCAGGUGCCGAGAUGGUAACCUCUCCCUUGCGACUAGAUUCCCCAGGUCGGUUUUAUCUUGGGACACUGUCCAUAAAUGACUUGCCGUUUGAGCGGUUCGAACGGGACUCUGCAUCAGAACGCCUUAUUCUAGCUUUACACCCAUCUCCAUGGCAGGACUCCGCGCUAUUAUCCGGAACACAAACUUUAGUAACGAAAUUUGUUGUCGAAGUCGCUACUGCUAUGUCGAAAACCAACGGGAACACCCCUGCUCGGAAUGUCAACCAAGCAUGGUUUACAUUACAAAAGUUACAAUCCAUUAUUUCUAAACCUCAACAGGAACCUGGGUAUACCAGUUUGGCUCAGUCUUCGUUUAUGAUGUCUGACGUUGAACUAUAUCGAAUUCUUCUAUUCUCAAUCGCAAACGGAUUUAUGGGUCUAGAUGGUAUAUCUCUUAGAUUGAUGUUCAGGUUUCUCAAUGAGAAUAGCAAUAUCAACUCUCUAUUGUCACGCUGGUUCCAGGGAACUUCAGAACACUUUGCAAAAGGACUUGCAGAAAAGCUAUUCCUAGCAGCAAUAGAAGCUGGGAACUAUCAAGCAACUCGAUUCUUUCUCGAAAAGCACUUAGUAGAUGUUAAUAAUACGUUCUACUCCGCGGGGGACCGAAAGCAGACACCACUAGAGCGGGCGGCUCAACUCAGAGAGCUAACGGUAGUUCGCGAAUUGCUUCGAUUCAUGCCAAAUGUGAACGAAACGGCCCCCGAUGCACGUAACUGGAUAGAACUGGCCUAUAAUACCGCCCUGGACUAUUUAAUUGACGUCUGUGUAUAUGUAAAAUGUCCAGAUGGGUCCUUGGUUCAGAAAAAGCGCGACCUCGUACUCGACUCGGAAUACAUGAAAACUCUGGACACUCUGAUAGAUAGAGUCGGAAGGGUAUUUCCUUCUGUGAUCCUGAACUCGCCUGGGAAAUUUAGGGGAAUAAACUUCAUCAAGAAGCUCCUGCCUAAACUUGCACCAUCUGAUUAUUCCGAGGCUAUUUCUGGAGGCCUCUUUCCUUCUAUCAUCGAAAAGCUUCCGGCUGAGGACGCCCUGGAAUCUGUUACUAAGAUCAUAUCCGACUGUGAGAAAACAAAUUAUAAGGAGUACCUAAGUCGUUUCCCAAAGCAGAUGAAUUGGGCAAUCAUUUCCGCUGCUAAACGAGGCUAUAUUCGACUCGUUCAACUUCUUUUCCAUCAUGCCGAAUCGUUAACUCAAAUCCUGAGCGCAGCAAUUAGAGGUGGUAAUGACGAACUUAUCGAGUUCGUGCUUGCUCAAAACCCUAGUUUCUGCGAGACGUCUGCGGAGUUAAUCAAUUUUGAGUUGGGUGUUAACAGAAUCAACAACCGGCACAUAUUCAAUAAGCCACGUAAUAUGCCUCAAAUAUGGGAAUAUACAACACCGUUAGCCGAAGCAAUCGAUGCAAAAUACGAAGCGCUUAUUAGAAAGCUGGAAGAUAAAGGCGCGCUUGAAUACCUCGACGAUAAGCUUCCUAUGUAUAGCCCUAUUAAACUUAGUAGGUUCGAGAGCGUGGUUUGUGCCGCAUCGAGGGUAGGAAACAUUGCAUAUCUAAGAAAGCUAUUAACUAUCAAUACGCAGAUAAGGCCAGAGGCUGCAGUGUAUUCACUAUCAGUGGCAGUGGAAUAUCGGCGUGAAGACAUAAUUAGACUUUUACUCGACUCGGGAAUUUACUUAGGUGAUGAAAUUCGUGCACAUGAUAAGUAUGGAUUUAUGAUAUGGCUCUAUGAAUGGAAUAAGCCGCUUUUUUUUGAUAUCCGACUUGCCUUCCCGAGGUUUCGAAUCAACUCUGAUACCCCCCGCUCGAGGCAAAAUCUGAUGUCGGCGUCUCUGCGCACACUUGACUUCUUUUGUCAGCAGAAUUUAUUCGACGUUUCUAUUCCAAUUCCCUUGAUGGAAGUGGCAAUUGCACGAGGCGAAGGCUCAAUAAUUAGGCAUCUUUGCAGAGGAGGAAUAGAUGGAGAUAGCCUAUAUGCGCUCGUAGGAGCCACAAAGGGGCGCCCGGAUAUGCUUCGCAUGCUCUUAACACAGGUCCCACCGACUCAAGAAUGUAUCCAUAGAUAUGGAACGUGGGCUGUCACAAAGGUAAUCAAGGGCGGCGAUAUAGAAUCCUUGGAUAUCCUUCUUACCUGCAAGGCUAUUGAUUUCAAAUUUAUACUGGCCAGAGAUUAUACGCCUCUAACAGUUGCGAUCGAAACCGAUGCAGCUGGCCACGAUCCCCAAUUCCCGUUUACGACGAGACUCCUCCAUGCGGGUUGUGACCCUAACGAACUUGUGCCUACGUUUUUGAACAUGCAAACUGAGGAAUAUUUCAACUUAACACCGCUACUCAGAGCAAUCAAGACGGGAAACAAGAACCUGGUGCAGUUCCUCAUAGACCGAGGCGCCCGUGUCAACAAAGAAGCUACCCAUGGGAUAAGACAGACUCCCAUACAAGCUGCAGCGGAAACUGCCGAUCUUGAUAUGUUCGAGUUGCUGCUUCGAAAUGGCGCGGAUAUAAACGGGAAGCCCUCGACUCGUGGUGGUGGUACAACUCUGCAGUUCGCGGCGAUGGGCGGUAACUGUAACAUUGCUGCACUUUUAAUUGAUAGGUAUCUCAGUACCUUAUAUGAUCCCCCAUCCACAUUCGACGGACGAUGGCCACUAGAAGGCGCGGCCGAGCGCGGCCGGCUGGAUAUGAUCCAGUUCCUCUGGAACGCUAGUCUUGGUGGUUUUCCUAUUGAGCAAUGUCGCAAGGCAAUAAAACUCGCGGAGAAGAACGGGCAUAGAGCGUGUAGGGACUUGGUUCGGGGAUUGGUGACUUCGAGUGAAAACAUGCUUACACUUGGAAAUUCAGGGUGA